Metschnikowia bicuspidata var. bicuspidata NRRL YB-4993 is the source of this 282-nucleotide messenger RNA. It is a transcript of the gene DAD3, whose product is annotated as Dad3p. The record is from RefSeq and is a predicted model, not a curated record. Gene Ontology annotation, cellular component: DASH complex; mitotic spindle. The annotation marks the transcript as partial. Lineage: Eukaryota; Fungi; Ascomycota; Pichiomycetes; Serinales; Metschnikowiaceae. Gene Ontology annotation, biological process: attachment of spindle microtubules to kinetochore. The transcript has a single exon.
AUGUCGCGUGACAUUUUGCUGACUGAUUUUGCGCUACACACCAACUUGACACCUCUAGAGCGCGAGGUGCUUACGCAGUACCAGACGCUAGCAUCCAAACUAAGGACACUCGCAGAGGAGAUCAGGAAAAUACAUCAAAGUUCAGACAGACAUCUGGCCUCUGUCUUCCAGGGGCAGGCCUACAGCCUCCUACAAAACAUGCGAGGCUUGGAACGCAAAAUGGGACUAGUUUAUACGCAAUUCCGCACUGCGGUCUACGCGUUGCAGAUCCAGAAUGAGGAG